Molecule: messenger RNA, 1614 nt
Organism: Volvox carteri f. nagariensis
Lineage: Eukaryota; Viridiplantae; Chlorophyta; Chlorophyceae; Chlamydomonadales; Volvocaceae
Exons: 10
Coding region: 1-1614 (537 amino acids)
Cellular component (GO): external side of plasma membrane
Molecular function (GO): carbohydrate binding
Source: RefSeq, a predicted model, not a curated record
AUGGACAGCCGAAAAGAGUCAGGCCGCACCGGCGGGAGCGGCCAUGCCACGCAGCUGCGCGUUCCUCGUAGCUACUUGGCUCAUCAAAGGGGAUGGACCCGCCUUCUGAGCUUGCUGGCAGCCUUUGCAUUCACGGGUUGCCUUGCGGGGCCUCUGGCGGGGACGAACUUCCCCUUCGAGCCAUGUAUUAAAACGGUCGGCAUGAGCCGUCUCACCGUUUCAUUGAAAAACACCAGUUGGAUUUCUCGCACGGGCGGCACUCGAGUGUGUUUCGUGUUCUCUGCGCUGCCGGCAGCGGACUGUUAUCCCGGGGGCUAUCGCUGCUGCAACACCGGUUUCAACAAGUUUAAGUUCUACGCAGAUCCCGCAUGUCGGCGAGCCAUCACAGAUAUCGCCUAUCAGACAAAUGUGGGUCGCGUUAUAUCGGUGUCCUCGGUGUAUUUCGAAGACGAUGGCGAUGCCGAUACUUUCAUCGGCAAGAUUACCACCCUGCCUUUCACACUUUCCAAUAUCGAUGGCGGUGUCCUUUGUUGGACGCUUGUGGAGCCGUGUCCCACACUGGCGCAGUUCACACACCCAGCCACGCGCGACCUGAACCUUUUCGAGAUUGCGCUGUACGACAAGAAGGUGGAUAACUAUGAGUCCGCCGCCCCGCAUCCCUCCGAGCCCCAGGUUCCCGCCACCAAGCCUGUUGUGAGAUUUACCCGGGAAGCUCGAGUGUACGGCAUCUUCUUGUUGCCCGGCAUCUCCUUUGACGACGCGCGUGCGCGUUGCGGCCGUGGCGGUGGUUUCCUGGUUUCUGUGAUGAACACUGCGGACUGGGUCGACGUCCAGACGGCCUUGACGGAGCCCAGCCUCUACGGCGAGUUUAGAGACCGUAUGAAUGCAUGGAUCGGAGUGGAUCCCACCGACACUUCUUCGUGGCUGGAUGGAGGGGCCAUUCGCUUCUGGCCCAACAACCAACCGCCUAGGGUGAGCGGUCUGUGUAUUACCGCGGCUUGUAACAGCACUAAUGGCCAGAGGCAGCCGAGGGCAUGCAGCUUGGAGCCGACUCCCUGCACCAGUCGGACGGUGCAGGGCUUCAUCUGCAAGACAUAUACUGCCGUAAUGAGCUACAUCCAAGCUGCCCCGUCGUACGGCAAGACGUAUGUGUACAGCAUGUACGACAUGUACAGUAGCGCUGCUAAUACAUACUGUCGCCGAUUGGGCGGCAGAAUGGUGUCGUACAACACCCCCGAUGAGUUCAAUAUGGUUUUGGAGCCCCUGAUCAAUGGAGCCGUUCGGGUCCAGAAAAGCGCCUUCGACAGCAACGGCCGCGUGACCGUGUGGCUGGGUUUCGCUGACCCUGCUGCGUCGCGGUGGGUGGACGGGACUCCAGUCACAUUCUCCAAGCUCAACACAACGGGUGCACCGGGCUGCUACAUCAUCCGAUGCCCUUACAGCCAAACGUCUACUGCUGGCGCAGCAGCUGCUGCUGCUGCCGGGGUGGUAUCUCCGCUGGACGCAUGCACUUGGGAGCUGCUACCGAGCUGCAUGCGACUGAACCUCUUCAUCUGCGAACUGCCCGGCGUGUUUGAGGGCAGUUCGGGAGCCACCUUCACUGUGUCGCCGUAG